Dissoconium aciculare CBS 342.82 is the source of this 501-nucleotide messenger RNA. RefSeq names its product E3 ubiquitin ligase SCF complex, Skp subunit. Gene Ontology annotation, molecular function: cullin family protein binding. NCBI's taxonomy places the organism in Eukaryota, Fungi, Ascomycota, Dothideomycetes, Mycosphaerellales, Dissoconiaceae. Gene Ontology annotation, cellular component: cytoplasm; nucleus. The transcript has 3 exons. Bases 1 to 501 code for a protein of 166 amino acids. Gene Ontology annotation, biological process: SCF-dependent proteasomal ubiquitin-dependent protein catabolic process; mitotic cell cycle. The record is from RefSeq and is a predicted model, not a curated record.
AUGUCGACCGAAGCCGAUCAGAUUGUCAAGCUGGUGAGCUCCGAUGGUGUUGAGGUCACAACUGAGCGCAAGAUUGCCGAGCGGUCGAUGCUCAUCAAGAACAUGAUUGAGGAUUUGGGUACUCCUGGCGAGGAAGCGAUUCCGAUCAUGAACGUCUCCGACACCGUCCUCAAGAAGGUUCUCGAAUGGUGCGCCCACCACAAGAACGACCCCGCGCCCACCCAAGACGACGAUGCCGACUCUCGCAAGAAGACCACCGACAUUGAGGAAUGGGACCAGAAAUUCAUGCAGGUCGACCAAGAGAUGCUCUUCGAGAUCAUCCUCGCCGCCAACUACAUGGACAUCAAGGCGCUGCUCGACGUCGGCUGCAAGACAGUCGCCAACAUGAUCAAGGGCAAGUCGCCCGAGGAGAUCCGCAAGACCUUCAAUAUCCAAAACGACUUCACACCCGAGGAGGAGGACCAAAUCCGUCGCGAGAACGAGUGGGCCGAGGACCGUUAA